Messenger RNA from Antrostomus carolinensis (chuck-will's-widow), 313 nucleotides. RefSeq names its product regulator of G-protein signaling 8-like. The record is from RefSeq and is a predicted model, not a curated record. The annotation marks the transcript as partial. The transcript has 4 exons. Lineage: Eukaryota; Metazoa; Chordata; Aves; Caprimulgiformes; Caprimulgidae.
AUGCUCCCUGCCAGCAUUUGGCAUCCGCCGUCCGUGCAGAACGAUCCCCCAUCUCCAACGGGGGAGAAGCUGGGGCUUUGCAGCCAGAGCCUCUCUGACCACUCUGUCAGCACAGACCCACCACCGGAGAGGACAGGGCGAAGGCAGAACAGAGGGAUGAGGACUCGCCUGGGCUGCCUGUCUCACAAAUCAGACUCAUAUAAUGAUUUCACAGCUAUUCUUCCGGACAAGCCCAACCGGGCUUUGAAAAGGCUGUCAACAGAAGAAGCAACAAGAUGGGCAGACUCUUUUGAUGUCCUUUUGUCCCAUAAAU